AAAACCUUCUUUUCUUCAUUCUUUCAAAGGCCAGUGCAUUAUCGUGUUCUUAUUUUCCUCUCUUUUCAGUUAAGUCUUAAAUCUUUAUCCUCUGUUUUUCUGUUUUCUCUCUUUAAUUUCUCUUUGAUUCCCCAAAUUUCUUGUUUGAUUUUUAAGAUCUAGGGUUUCAUUUCAUCUUGUAUGUUUUGACAUUCAUUUCAAUGUUCAUAGAGCCUAUAUGAGCUAUCAAAUCCAGAUGCGGAGAAUCCGAAUUCUCCACUCUUUUUCUGUUGUUUUCCUCUACUGGUUUUACGUUUUCUCAUGAACUAUUCGUCUCAGAUUUCAUAGAUUUAGUUAAUUUCAGUUUUAGAUUCAAUCAAAUCCUAAUCCUAAUCCCCAAAAUUUCCCCCAAACCCUAAUUUUAGCGAGAAAACAACGAAAUUCCGGCUCUAGAAUCAAUUAUCAUGCAGCAACCGCAACAGGUUAGUUCCGAUUCGGAUUCCGACCCGAGGUAUGCAAACAUGGAUGAAAGGAAACGGAAGCGGAUGAUAUCGAAUCGCGAAUCGGCUCGUCGAUCGAGGAUGAAAAAGCAACAGCACUUGGAUGAACUGAUUAAAGAAGCUAGUGAACUGAAAUCUCAGAAUGUGGAGAUCUCGAAGAAGAUUGAUGCUGUUUCUCAACUUUAUAUUGGAUUUCAAUCCGAAAACAAUGUAUUGAAAGCUCAAAUUAUGGAGUUGACUGAUAGAUUGAGGUCUUUAAACUCAGUGCUUCAGUUUAUGCAGGAUACCAGUGGACUUGCUAUGGAUAUUCCUGAAAUUCCUGGUACUUUGCUUGAGCCAUGGCAGCUUCCUUGCGCCUUGCACGCGAUUCCCAAUGUGUUUCAAUGCUGAACAUCAUUUGUGGCUAUUCUAAUGCGUAAUGGUGGUUAACAAUGACCUUAAAGAUGAGAAAAAUUAUGUCCGUCAUUCAAUUUCGAUUGAGAAAUCAACGGUGAUGAAGAUUGUUGCUGUUGUAGCCUGUAUGUGUAUUGAUUGUUGUAUCAUUGAAGUACUAUCAUAUCAUUUGUGCUUUUGGUUUGUUUGGUUUUUUCAUAUACCUAAUGCCAUGCCUAGAUCCUAAUUACUGUCAAAUUUGUAUUAUUGUUGGCAUUAUGAUUGAUUGUAUUUUGCAUUGGAAUAAUUAUUAUUUUGAUUUUGUAAUAUGAAUUUUUGUUUGGUUUUGUUAAA
Messenger RNA from Amaranthus tricolor (Joseph's coat), 1205 nucleotides. Its product is annotated as bZIP transcription factor 53-like. Bases 444 to 869 code for a protein of 141 amino acids. Gene Ontology annotation, molecular function: DNA-binding transcription factor activity; transcription cis-regulatory region binding. NCBI's taxonomy places the organism in Eukaryota, Viridiplantae, Streptophyta, Magnoliopsida, Caryophyllales, Amaranthaceae. The transcript has a single exon. Gene Ontology annotation, biological process: positive regulation of DNA-templated transcription. The record is from RefSeq and is a predicted model, not a curated record. Gene Ontology annotation, cellular component: nucleus.